Messenger RNA from Haemorhous mexicanus (house finch), 1545 nucleotides. RefSeq names its product BCL2 associated X, apoptosis regulator (gene BAX). Gene Ontology annotation, molecular function: channel activity; protein homodimerization activity; protein heterodimerization activity. Gene Ontology annotation, cellular component: mitochondrial outer membrane. The transcript has 6 exons. Bases 16 to 723 code for a protein of 235 amino acids. The record is from RefSeq and is a predicted model, not a curated record. Gene Ontology annotation, biological process: release of cytochrome c from mitochondria; extrinsic apoptotic signaling pathway in absence of ligand; mitochondrial fusion. Lineage: Eukaryota; Metazoa; Chordata; Aves; Passeriformes; Fringillidae.
CGUGUUCCGGGCGCGAUGGCGGCGGCGGCGGCGGCGGCUUCGGCCCAGCGGGGCGGCGGCGGCGGCGGAGGAGGAGGAGGAGCAGGAGGAGGGGGAGGCGGCGGCGGCGAUCCCGGGGCCGAUCCCGGAGCCGGGGCCGGCGAGCCCGCCCCGCCCCCGGGGGGCGGCGGGGCCUCCUCGGACCAGAUCAUGCAGACCGGGGCGAUCCUGCUGCGGGCGUUCGUGCGGGACCGCGUGCAGCGCUGCGGGGACCCCCAGGCCGUGGCGCUGAGUGAGGCUGAGCUGGGCCAGCCCCAGCCCAGCAGCCCCGACACCAAACGCCUCAGCGAGUGCCUGCGGCGCAUCGGCGACGAGCUCGACAGCAACAUGGAGCUGCAGAGGAUGAUCGAGCAGGUGGGCUGUGACGCCCCCAAAAAGCUGUUCUUCCGCGUGGCCAAGGAGAUGUUCGCCGACGGCACCUUCAACUGGGGCCGCGUGGUCGCCCUCUUCUACUUUGCCUGCAAGCUGGUGCUCAAGGCUCUGUGCACCAAGGUCCCGGAGCUGGUGCAGACCAUCCUGCGCUGGACCAUGGAGUACCUGCAGGAGCACGUGCUGGCCUGGAUCCAGGCCCAGGGCGGAUGGGAAGGGCUCUUGUCCCACUUUGGGACCCCCACCUGGCAGACCAUCACCAUCUUCGCUGCUGGUGUCCUCACGGCCUCGCUGACCAUCUGGAAGAUGUCCUAGACUCUGGGGGGGGGCUAUGUUCUUCCCCCCCCCCCCCAGAGACCCCCGGGACCCCUCCCCUGCCGGCAGGGAUGGUGCUGACCCCCAGGCCCGGGGGGGUCUUUAACCAACACCACUCACUCACCUGGUUUUUGGGGUGGUGGUCGAGCUGUGGGGGCCUGGGGGGGACACACCCCUCCCUCCCCCAGGGCCCCCCCCAGCCCUUCCCAGAGGUCACAGCUGGGAUUUGGGGGGGAUUUGGGGGGUGGGGACACCCCCCAGCCCUGGCCUGCCCUCGGUUUGACCGCGGGAUUUGUGGUGCUUCGAGUCGGGGGGAGGGGGGACCCUGCGGUUCCACCCCCGAUGUGGGGGUGGCUGGGGGGGGUGGGGUGUCUCUGUGACCCCCCCGGAAUGACCUGGGGGGGUGGAGGGGGGGGAGGGUUACAGCCAUGGCUGUAGGGUAAGUAUUUAUUGGGGGUCCCCGUCCCCCAGAAAGGGCCCCCCCAGGUGCAAUACCCCCCUCCCGGGGCGGGGGCUCUCAGGGUGGGGGGGCCACACCCCCCGUUUACACCCCCUCAAAACCCCCCCCCCCCGGUUUUGGAGGUCCCCCCCGUGUCCCCGAGGCAGAGGGGGGCGCAAAGUGACCCCUUCCCCCACUCCCCCCACGGUGCUCUUGGCGAUGACGUCACGGGGAACCGCCCCUCCCCAAAAUGGGUGGGCCCCGCCUUUCCCCCCUCCCCCCUCCAUCGCUUCUCUCCGUAGUGGAUUUUUCUUCUCUUUUUUUGUACCUUGGUUUUUGUAUCUCGGGAAUUUCGAUGGAAAUAAAAGAAAAGGCGAACGCGA